Messenger RNA from Corticium candelabrum, 2681 nucleotides. RefSeq lists its product as uncharacterized. The transcript has a single exon. Gene Ontology annotation, molecular function: carbohydrate binding; hydrolase activity, hydrolyzing O-glycosyl compounds. The record is from RefSeq and is a predicted model, not a curated record. The coding region runs from base 9 to 2399 and encodes 796 amino acids. NCBI's taxonomy places the organism in Eukaryota, Metazoa, Porifera, Homoscleromorpha, Homosclerophorida, Plakinidae. Gene Ontology annotation, biological process: carbohydrate metabolic process.
CCUGCCUCAUGCCUAGGUUUUCUUGCUUGUAUUUACUGUUGAGUGCUAUUAUCAACGUUUGUAGAGCAUCAACCUAUCUCGAUGUAGUCCUUGCUAACAACGAUACAAUGCGAAUCGAUCCCUGGGGCCGCGACUCACUGCGAGUGCGCGUCGUUCCUCCCGGUUCACAGAUUCGAGACGACCUCCCCGGCGCUCUCAUUCCGCCUCCUAAACAGCUAACCGCCGUCCGCGAAGGGAACAACAUUACAAACGGCAACAUCAAAGCCUCGGUCUCGGACAACGGUCUCUUGACAUUUUCACGCGUGGGCGGGUCAUCCGAGGCCGUCAUCCUGCAAGAGAAACAGCGCGUCUUUCCCGAUGAGACGAACGUCAAACGAUUCGUGUUGUCGUCUAAGGACCGUACGGACUGUGGGUACAGCCGUUGUUGCCUCGACUUGAGAUCUGGAGUCGGAAGAAUAACCGCUUGUAAUGUCCACAGUCAGAUGGAAAUUCGGGAAGGCCCGGAUAAGUCUCUAUUGCAUCUUCUUACUUCAAGUGAAUUGUGUGCAACCGUUCGAGAAAGGCAUGUUGUGAAGGGCCUAUGUGGUGCCAUCAGAGACGGUGAGAAGUGGUCAUAUAGCAGCAACAGACAAAUCAUGGUCUCUAGUGGGAUUGGUAUUGCAAAGUGUCUGGCUGUCGAUGUUGGUCUGAAUGAGAAGUUUGCGGACGGCUCACUUGUUGUACUAACAGACUGUGAUGUCGGAGAUACGAGGCAACAGUGGACAUACCAGGAUUUAAGUGUGACGAUGGAGUCCUUCGUGUCUACAAACUCCGAGAUGAUAUUUGGGUUUGGCGAGCACCAAAAGACGGACAUGUUGAACUACAAAGGUCAGAACUUUGACAUGGAGGAAUGCUUAGAGUACAGCAAAAGUCGAGGAGGAGAGAUAUGCUUACCAUACAUCAUUGGAGCUCAAAAUCAUUUGGUACAAUACGGCUUCUUAUGGAACAUGCCAAAUUAUGGCAGUGUGUCUUUUCAAGAUACCGAUACUAAUUGGACUGCACACUCUGCACGUCAGAUUGAUUACUUUGUGACUACAUUUCAGUCCUCGUCAUCAUCCAGUCAAGCGGCUGCCGAUAUAAUGAGCAAUUACGUCGAUGCAGUUGGCCAUGCUCCAUUGCUACCUUGGUAUGCAUCUGGGUAUUGGCAUAGCAAAAAUCGGUAUUCGAAGCAAGACGAUUUGCUUGCCGCAGCGCGUAUGUUCCGUAAUCUGUCCAUUCCUAUAUCAAUAAUUGUUAUUGAUUAUUUUAACUGGAUUCACAUGGGAGACUGGUCUUUUGAUCCUGGUGCAUGGCCCGAUGUGAAGGGCAUGAUGCAAGAACUUUAUGACUUAGACAUUCGUGUCAUGGUGUCCGUGUGGCCUUUCUCAGCAAACGGUAGCUCGAGUUUUGAAACUAUUACCUCUCAGGACUAUGCUGUCAAUAAUUUAUCAACCAGCAAGCCUAUGGUUUGGCCUGAUGGCAGUUGUCGUGCUCUUUGUUACCUCUAUGAUCCUACUCAGCCUACAGCAAGGGAGUAUGUAUGGAGUCGUAUCAAACUAGGAUACUAUGACUAUGGCAUUAAGGUCUUUUGGCUCGACGCUGCCGAGCCAGAAAAUGGGGGAGGCACUCCUACAGGUGCAACCUUUCACAGGGGAUCGUUUGAAGAGAUGGGCAUGAUGUUUCCAUACUUCCAUUCAGAGAUGAUUUAUGAAGGGAUGAUGUCAGCCGGUGAGCGAGAUGCUCUCAUUCUCACGCGUUCGGCAUGGGCUGGAAUGCAGCGAUGGAGUGCCGCCGUGUGGAGCGGAGACACUCAUUCUGACUUCGAUACGCUACGUCGAUCUAUAACUGCUGGAUUAAAUAUACAGUUGUCAGGGAUUGCCUGGUGGACCACAGACAUCGGUGGUUACAGUGGAGGAAAUCCCGAUGAUGCUGAAUUUAGAGAACUCAUUGUGAGGUGGUUUCAGUAUGGGGCUAUGUGUCCUCUUUUCCGUCAGCACGGGGCAAGAAACACGGAGCCGUGGUUGUUAGGGAAUGAAAGUUUCAAUGCCGUACUCGAUGUGAUACAUCUUCGUGAUCGACUGCGUCCGUAUAUCAUGGAACAAAUGAAGCUUGUUAAUGAGACGGGCAUGCCCGUGAACCGCCCACUUUGGUUUGAUUUUCCUGAUGAUUCGAAAUGUUGGGAAGUAAUCGAUGAAUUCAUGUUUGGUCCCGACUACCUGGUUGCACCGGUUUACGAAUACAAGGCCAGAAGUCGUUCGGUCUACUUCCCUGCAGGUGUGAAGUGGAUUCACUAUUUUACUGGUAAAAGCUACAAUGGAGGCAGCAACAUGACAAUCGAUGCACCGUUAAAUCAAUUUCCACUUUUUACGCGAUCGCCUUAGCUUGUGGAUUUUUGUUUUCAUUCAACUGUUGUAUGUUGUUGUCUCAAUACAAUUGGCUACAUUGCUUUGCCUUGGUGGAGUGCAUUUUAAUUGCUGUAGUGCAUGUUUACUCAUUUACUGGCUUACAGCUUGGUAGUAUAUCUUGUGUCUUUCAAAGAUGUUAAUGGCUUGUAUGUUGAUCUAGUUGAUAUGCGAUAUAUUCUCAUGUUGUCGUUACCUUUGUGAGUCAGCUAUGAUCUAGAACCAAGUUAUGAUAUUUGUUUUCUAUUCAUUGGCAAUUAC